Messenger RNA from Colletotrichum scovillei, 2003 nucleotides. RefSeq names its product alcohol dehydrogenase GroES-like domain-containing protein. Lineage: Eukaryota; Fungi; Ascomycota; Sordariomycetes; Glomerellales; Glomerellaceae. The coding region runs from base 282 to 1844 and encodes 520 amino acids. The record is from RefSeq and is a predicted model, not a curated record. Gene Ontology annotation, molecular function: oxidoreductase activity, acting on NAD(P)H. The transcript is spliced from 2 exons.
GUAUUCCUCUCCAAGUCCCUUCGUCCCCCUUUUCUCUCUACCCAAGGGUCUUGCAUUCCGAGUUUCUGACUUUUACGACUUUCCUAUUCUGCGUCAUCUACUGAGAUAGGAACCGUUGCCCAAGGCGAGACAGUGUGCAGCAAGACGACCAAGACACGCACAACGCCCGCAGACAGCCACUUUGCCAUCCCAUACCUGCCAGGAGGGAACUACUCGCCCUGAACGACCGUUAGACUCUGGCCAAUCAUAACGGCGAGACCCUGAAAGAACAUCAGAUCACCAUGGCAGAAAUCCCAGCGACGCAGACCGUCCUCAUCCUCCACGCGGCGAAGCAGCCGUACGAAACGGCAGAGGGGUACCAGGUUCCCGAGAUCCAAAAUGAGCAAGAAGUGUUGGUGAAGACGGAACACAUCGGCCUCAACCCGAUCGACUGGAAAGCGCCCGACUUCAAUUUUGCAAUCCCAACUCUCCCCUACAUCUCAGGCCGCGAACUCGUAGGCCGCGUCGUCCGCCGCCCGCAACCAUCAUCGACAACAGCAGCAACAGCCUCCCAAACGCAAAGCCAAAGCCGCCUCCGCGAAGGCGACCAGGUCCUCGUCAUCUCCACAGACUACCGCGACCUCCGCAAGGCAGCCUACCAGGAGUACGUCGUCACCUCAGACUUCAACGCCGCACGCAUCCCGCCCAACGUCUCCCCGCGCGCCGGCGCGACCCUCGGCGUCGCCUUCGUCGCUGCCGCGCUCUCUCUGGCCGUCUGCAUGGGCGUAGACUUUUCCCACGUCCUCGACGGGCCGGAUCUGCUGACGAUCCUGCGCUCCGUUCCGCCGGAGAGCCUGCCGCAGGAUAUCAGGGCAGAGUGUCUCUCGGGCAUCGGGAACCAUGAACGGGCCACGGCGGGCGACUGGGUCGUCAUCUGGGGCGGGUCGUCGACCUCAGCCAACUUGGCUGUGCAACUCGCGCGGCUGGCGGGGUUGAAGGUCGUUACUGUGGUAGAUAAGCUGCGUCACGGCCUCCGACUGUCGAACCAUACGGUUCUCCGGCCCGAUUUACUCGUCGACAGCCACGACCCUGCGCGCGCCAUCGACAUCAUCCGCGCCAACGUCGGGAAGGACUUGCGCUUCGCGCUGGAUACCAGCGGUCGGGAGUCUGCCGGCUGGUUGCUCCGCGCGUUGACACCGUCGCAGGAUGCCAACGCGCCGCCUAGCCCGCCGGAUACGCCUCGCAACUCGGCGCCGACUGUCAAGCACCUCAUCGGUCUGACUGGUCUGCCUAAGGAGCAGGCACCAGAGGCAGUCGCAUACCACACCGUCCCCAUCAAGGUCUUCCACGAGGUCCCUGCCGUGGGAGAAGCCCUCGUGACUUGGCUGGAGCGCUUGCUCGAGAGCGGCCUCGUCAGCCCGCCCGAGGUCCUCGGUGUAGAAGAAGGAUUCGAGGGCAUCAACCGUGGCCUCGACCGAAUGAGAAAGGGCGAGAUCCGCGGUGGGAGAAUGGUCGUCAGUCUCGCGCCAGAGGGGACCGCGGCCGCGCAGGAAGACGUCACGAGAGAGGCGAGCGUGCCGCCCGCGCUGGUCGAUUCGCCCAUGGCGGACGGCGUUGCGGAAGAAGAGCCUCAGCCCUCGGAAACGUCGCAGGCGUCCAGCCCUGAGUUCACCGCCCAGAAGCUUGCCGACACUGGCCUGCGGAGGGGAAGCGCGACAUUAUGGCAGGCCGGGCCAGCGGGCGAUGCGGUUCCUAGAAGCUUUCCUGACGAGCAGAAUGAUGACAGUUCGAAUGCGGCGCCGAGAAGAAACUCCCUGUGGCAGCCCAAGUCAGCGGAAAUUGCGGUCGAAAAUGGCCUGUCAUGACGAGCAUUGAUGGAGUAGCAUCCGAUUUGAUUGAAUGAUGAUACAAACGAUAGGGUUUACAUAGUGGGGGUCUGAUCAAGCCAGAAUGCUGGAUUAUCAACCUAUCGAGGCAGUCAACGGGCGAAGUAGAAAUGGUUAAAAAUAGAGAUUGCAAAUAUG